Molecule: messenger RNA, 6999 nt
Organism: Chenopodium quinoa (quinoa)
Lineage: Eukaryota; Viridiplantae; Streptophyta; Magnoliopsida; Caryophyllales; Amaranthaceae
Product: GRIP and coiled-coil domain-containing protein 2-like
Exons: 12
Coding region: 1097-6694 (1865 amino acids)
Source: RefSeq, a predicted model, not a curated record
AAAGAGUGGCUUUACAUGUGACUAACUUUUUUUUUUAUUUUGGAGUGAGGCAUGUUAGCUUAUUGUUAUUCCUAUUAGUGUGUUAAAAUAAAGUUGGGUCACUUCAGGUAUUGGGUCACUUCGGAUAACGAGCCAACUACAGGUAUAUCGGGUCAACUUCGAGUUGGGUACAUUCGAGUUUGAUCACUUUGGAUAUCGGAUUAACUUUGAGUCCAUCUCACAUCCCUUACUUUUUAAAAAAGUAUUACACCAAUAUUUUUUGUUAUCAUUUUACAAUGCCGCAACUAUCCUAAUUACAUAUUUUAUUUAUAUAACAAUCAAUGAAUUUAUCCUAAGCUAACGAUUAAAGUGUAGCAUUUAAGAAAAAAAAGAAAAAAAAAACAAUACUCCAUAUAAUUGAAAACUAUGUGAAGUCAAAAUAUCAAGACAAUCCCACUAUAUAAUUCUAACAAACACAAGACAGCCCAUCUUCUUAUGUGUCUGAAAAUCUGCAAAAAAGCUAAGACAUCAUUUGUACCCCACAUUACUCAAAUAUUAAUCUAUUAUAACAAGCACUAAUACCAAAUCUCUUACACUAAUCAAAGGAAAAUGAAUUGACCACCCACAAUUAAUUCGUGAAUUUUCACAAGUCUUUGCUUCUUUGGCGGGCUGUCUUUUUCCUCCUUGUCACAUUAAUCACACAAACCUCCUGCUCAUUUCAAAAAUCCGAACACAUUAUUUCCCACCAAUCAUCUUUCUUAUUGGCGAAAUAUACAUUAAUAAGUGAUGUAGACGAGAUUUGAUCUUAAGUUUUUGAUCCCGCUUAUUAUCAUUCUAGUUUAAAGCUUCAGACAUAAGGUUUUUGUUUCCUUGCUUACUUCAAAAGAAUACUCCAGCAGCUCCCAAUUAUUUGAAGAUCUGCAAUUAGUGUUUGGGUGAUCUUUUUGGAGAUUUGAAGUACAUUGUUGAGAUUGGGAGCGAUUUGAGCUGAUUUUUGGCUUGUUUGAAGCAAACCCAUUUGAAAUUUGAAGCUGAAAAUUUUCAAAUUUUGAAUUCUAAAAGGGUAUCGAUAGUUGAAUCAAAUGGUCUUCACUUUAUAAUACUCUGACCGCCAAGAAUGUCAAGGGUUUCGAAGUGGAAACUUGAAAAGACCAAAGUAAAAGUUGUAUUCCGACUUCAGUUCCAAUGUACACAUAUCCCACAAUCUGGAUGGAAUAAUUUAUUCAUUUCAUUAGUUCCGGCUGAUUCUGGCAAGGCAACAGCAAAGACUAAUAAAGCAAAUGUUAGAAAUGGUUCUUGCAAAUGGCCAGAUCCUAUCUAUGAAACCACCAGACUUCUCCAAGACUCUAGAACUAAACAAUUUGAAGAAAAAAUUUACAAACUUCUUGUUGCAAUGGGGACAUCAAGGUCUAGCCUUUUUGGUGAAGCUAGCAUAAAUCUUUCUGAGUAUGUUGAUGCGUUAAAGCCCACUGCCAUUUCUCUGCCCCUUCAGGGAUCUGAUUCUGGAGCUAUGUUACAUGUUACAGUGCAGCUUUUGACUUCAAAAACAGGUUUCAGGGAAUUUGAACAGCAGAGGGAAGUCAGUGACAGAGGUUUGCCGUCAAAUACUGAUAAUGAUAAUGGAAAACUGUCAGCACCAGUAGAUGGAGUCAUUUCUCGUACUGACAAGGUGAGCCCAAGAGUUAAAUUCAAGUUAGAAUCUAAGGAGCUACCAUCACUUGAAGAAGAAUCAGGUGUCAGUGAAGAGUAUGCAGACUCAGCUGCUGGCUUUGAUGGAUCAUCCAACACUUCAGGAAGUUUGUGUGCAGAAAAGAAUGAAGUCUCUAGCACUCGUGAAAUUGAGAGUGUCAAGAGAACAUUCUCUGGUGAUCGUGAGGGAGUUCCUUCCCCUCAGAGCUCUGAAAAGGAGAAAGGGGCAUCUGAUCAUCGCUUUUUGGUGCAUGGUACCGGUGAUUGGGUCCACCAAUGGGGUGCUGAAAACUUAACCGAUGGUGAAAUUGCAAUUGCAUAUGAAGAAAACAAUAGACUUAGGGGAGCCUUGGAAGCAGCCAAUAUGACUAUUAAUGAUCUAAGACGGGAGAUAAGCUCUCUGCAAAGUUAUGCUGAUGAUAUAGGUGUUGAAGCACAAAGCUUGACAAAAAAAUUAGCCAUUGAAAUUUCUGCAGAUCAGGAACUGGUGAAAGAGGUCUCUUUGCUCAAAUCAGACUGUUCUAGGUUUAAAGAUGAUCUUCAAUGGCUAAAGAAUUUGAAAAUGAAUCCUCCAAUUCCUAGAAGGACAGCAGUAGAUGCAGAUCCAUAUAACUUAAUGCAAGACACGAAUUUGAGAUGGAUGAAGGGCAUUUCAGCUGUGGAGGAUAAGAUAAGAGAAGUUCAGGAGAAGGCACAUCUUGGAUUCAAUGGGAAUGAUUCAACUUUGCAGCACACAGAUCUAGAGGCAUUGCUCAGUAUUGUGCAAGAUCUCAAACGAGGAGCUGAGGGUUCUAGUAAUCAGCUUGACGGACUUUCAGUUGGAAAAGCAAUGACAACCAUUGGCGUAAUGAGUUCACCUAAAACUGAUCAUGUCAUGUCAGAUACUGGUCUAGGUGUUGAGUUGUGCCAUCCUGAAGGUGUACUUUUGCCAGGGCUGCUGCCUACUGGAACUGGUUCAGUAGAUGCUACAAAUGCAAUGCAAGGAGAAAUUUUUAAACUUCUGAGGGAGUUAGAUGAGUCUAAAGCUGAACGAGAGUGCCUUCUAAGAAAAAUGGAUCAGAUGGAAUGUUAUUAUGAAGCACUUAUUCAAGAGCUGGAGGAAAACCAGAAACAGAUUCUUGGUGAAUUGCAGAAUCUAAGAAAUGAACAUUCUUCAUGCAUAUACACUGUUUCAUCCACUAAGGCUCAGAUGGAGGCAAUGCAUCAACAGAUGAACAAUGAGCUGUUACAACUUGCUGAGGAGAGAUGUAACUUGGAUCUCCAUAAUAAAGAGCUGGAGAAAAGAGCUCAUUCAUCAGAAGCGGCACUAAGAAGGGCAAGAUUAAAUUAUUCAAUUGCUGUGAAUAAGUUACAAAAGGACCUUGAAGUUCUUUCUCUGCAGGUACACUCUAUGUAUGAGACAAAUGAAAGCCUCAUACGUAAAGCUUUUUCAGAAUCUCCACAACCAUAUCUCCUGGAGUGUCAAGAUGCUGUGCCAAAUGAUCUUGCAAGAGGCUGUGACACUGAAAAUUUUAUGAUCUCCCAGAGUCAUAGUAAAAUUGUCAAUAAUCAGCUUCUGGGAAGUGAUAGGCUCUUGGAGGAGUUGAAGAGGUCCCUAGCAUCGCAGGAAGAGCUGUUUGGGAAGAUACAGGAAGAACUUUUUGAAAUGCAUCUUGCAAAUGUAUAUCUUGACGUGUUCUCAGUUACGCUACAUGAAGCUUUAGUAGAAGCAGAUUUGGGGAGGAGACUUGCAGAGACAGAGACGUAUGGAUUUGCGAAGCAGUUGGAACUUUCAUCCAGGGCCAAUGAAUCACUUAAAGUUCAAUUGCAGAAUAUGACAGGUGAGGUAUGUAAUUUGAGUGAGGAAAAAAAUCUUUAUAUCUCAAGGUGCAAUGACCUUGCUUUGGAGAAUGAUAGAUUGGAAGCAGAUCUGAAAAGCAUUUCCAACGAAAAGCUUGUUCUUGAUGAGAAAAUUGGUGAAUUAGGGAUUUUGUUGACCAACUACCAAAGUUAUAAAAGCAAUUAUGAAGAAUGUAAUGUUGAAAAGGAAAACCUGGCAUAUUCACUAGAGCAAGCUACUGCAGAGAAGGGAAGUCUUUCAAAUGAAAUAUUGUUAUUGCAAGAAGAACUGAUGAGAAUGAAGAGGAAAGUUAGCAUAAAUGAGCAUUUGCAGAGUAUAGUCGACUAUCUUCGUCAAAGACUGGAGAAUUUGUUGGCUUCUGGCAAUGAACGGGUUGAUGGUUUGGUAUCCUGCCGUGACAUAGAGGAUAAGAAUUCAGAGUUUGAAGAAUUUGUGAGUAUAAUAUUUCAGUUGGAAGAAGGCCAGCGGAAGCUCCAUGAUAAAAUUCUCCUACUCACAAAAGAGAAGGAAGAUUUGCUGAAUGAGUGUGAUACUGUUAAAUUCUCCUUAGCCAGUGCAACGUCUGAAGUUGAGAUUGUGAAGAAGAAGUUUGAGUGUGAUGUAGCAGACAUGGUUAAAAAAUUAAAUGCAUCGAGCACUCUCAUGGAAAAGCUUCAAACAGAUCUUGAGGUUGUUGGUGACAAACUCAAGCUUAGCUCAGAGGCAGAGGAAAAGUAUUCACUGAUGGCUGAUGAUCUUCUGUCUGAUUUUGCAAAACUGGAUGAUGCUGUGCAAGAACUUACUUCCAAAAAUAGGGAUCUUGCUGCAGAGAUAAGGGAUUUAGGAAGUGUUACUGAUGAGCUAGAGGGGGAUAAAUUGGUUAUAGAUAGAUUGUCACAAGAAAAUAUGCACCUAACUGAAUUGCUACAUAAUAAGACUGAUGAAUUAGGCAUUCUUACAAUGGAGCUUAAUAAAUUGAAAGGAACUGUGGAAAUAUUGCAGGAUGAGGUCUCUCUUCAAAAGGGCUUCAGAAAUCAACUCGAGGCAGAUGUUUUGAAUUUGAAUACUCAGGUGAAGGAGAGAGAUGAAAUGUUGUCCCACCUUGAUAAGCAGAAAUCUGAAGUUAGCCAACUGAAGCGGCAUCUAUCAGACAUGGAGUCAGAAAAAUCAAGUCUCUACCAUCAAUUCUCCAAUAUGGAAGAGCACCUAAAGAGGGCAGCAGCAGGAUCCUCAGCUGAUUCAGAAAUUCAAUUGCUGGAUAUGCAUGCACUUGUAGUUGCUGCUGACAUUACAUGUACCGUUGUUAAGGAGCAGUAUAAAGUCCAUGUUGAAGCGCUCUUACAGCAGCUGGAGUACUCAAAUCAGCUUCUUUUAGAGGUUAACAAGCAAAAUCUUGAUCUCACUUCCAAGCUUAACAAUUGCCUUGCUAGCAAAGAAACAUUUGCUGAAGACAAUACUAGAUUGCUGUCAGCCCUUGAAAUUUUUAGAUCCGAGUCAGAAUCUUAUGUUUCCUUGAACAAAGAUCUUGAGCAUAUCAACACAGUUACAUUGACUGAACUUGAAGAGUACAAGAAGAAGAGUGAUAAUUUAGAGACAAGGUAUGAAGAUGCUAAAUUAGAGCACAAGUUUGAAGUUGAAGAGCUUAAAUCCUUGCUUGGAAGUUCUCAAAUAGAGAAUGACACUUUGAUAAUUUCAAAGGAAGAGCUUGAGAUCAGGUUUCUGGUGAUGAAAGCAUUAGUGGAGGAGAUGAGUGCUCAUUGCAAAUUUCACGAAGAAUGUAGAGAAGAGCUGACUGUACUGCAGAAACAGUGCUCUGAUCUUACCCGUAAGCUUUCUGAGCAAAUUUUGAAAACAGAGGAGUUCAAGAACCUGUCCAUUCAUCUUAAGGAGCUUAAAGACAAAGCUGAAGCAGGGCAUCUUCAAGCACGCGAAAAGAAAGAAGCUGAAGGGUCUUCUGCUUCUAUGCAAGAAUCCUUGAGAAUAGCAUUCAUUAAGGAGCAGUAUGAAACUAAGAUACAAGAAGUUCGACAUCAACUGUCUAUUUCGAAGAAGCAUGGUGAAGAGAUGCUCUGGAAAUUACAGGAUGCUCUUGACGAGCUCGAGAAUAGGAAGAAAUGUGAAGCGUCUCAGUUAAAAAGAAAUGAAGAGCUACUAUUGAAGAUUAACGAGUUAGAGGAUGAGCUACAAUCAGUGCUCUCGGAUAAUCGUGAAAGGUUUAUGGAAUAUGAACAGCUAAAGGCAGAGUUAGACUGCUCAGUCAUGAGUCUAGACUGCUGCAUGGAAGAAAAAAAGCAGCUUAUGGCAUCUUUACAGGAAUCCAAUGGUGAAAAAACUAGACUUGCUGAUGAAAUUGAAUUGUUGAGAGAACAGAUAGAGAAUCUUAAAGCAUUCAUGACAAGUCCCAAAUACAAUGAGGAUGGAUGUGAUGCACUGCAAAAGGGUUCAAAUUUUGAGAAAAUAGUGGACAAUUCCUUUGAUGAUCAGGCUAACUACUUAUCUCACAAUGUGCCACAGAAAAUUGAAAGGGGUGACAGGGAAUAUAUGAAUCCGCCAGCAGUACAGGAUGCCUUGGUAACCAAAGCCUCAGAAGGUCUUUCAGGGGUAACAAAGGAUCAAGAUGAUAUACUUCACGAUGAUCAGCUGAAAGCACAAAAUCUAAUGUCAAGCAUGGACCGCCUACAGAAGGAGUUAGAAAGGAUGAGAAGCGAAAAUACACUUCUAGAGGAUGAAAACUCUGGUGAACAAUGUCAUGAAGGAUUACGCAGUGAGCAAAUGCAUCUGGAGAAGGUGACUAAGGAACUUAGUGAUAUGUCUUCUCUGUAUAAUGAUUCUUCAAGAAGUGGGAACUCAGUGGAGCGAGUACUUGCUUUGGAGCUGGAACUUGCUGAAGCCUUGCAGGCCAAGAAAAAGUCAACCAUUCAAUUUCAGAGUUCUUUCUUGAAACUACACAGUGAUGAAGCUGCAGUAUUCCAUAGCUUCAGAGACAUAAAUGAGUUGAUUAAAGACUUGCUGGAGAUGAAGGAUAGAUACAGUGCCAUGGAGGCAGAACUCAAAGAUAUGCAUAAGCGAUACUCUCAACUAAGCCUGGAUUUUGCCGAGGUUGAAGGAGAGCGACAAAAGCUGACAAUGACGCUAAAAAACGUGCGUUCACCAAAAAGACUCUUAAAUCGGCUUCAAUCAUCCACCUAUGAGGAUCCAUCUUCAUGAUCCUUCAGAGUUUUCUUACUGCUAGUUUGUUUAUCAAUUUUGAUUAUUUGAACAUCAGCAGUUUCAUAUUUCAAGGUUUGAAAAUGGAUGGCGAAUGAAUUUAUCCAUAGGGUAAAUACACUAGUGCUUGUGUAAAUAACGAGCAUUGUAAAAAUUCCUUGUUAUAGGUUAGAUUUCGAUGCUCAAUUGUUCUUUGGGCUGUUGCAUAGGUAAUAUCCGGAACUUUUCACCGGUAUUUAUGUAUCAAUAUGUAUGUAUAGCAAGUAAAUUACAGCAUCUCAGUGUUAUAACAUAAAUUUUGGCUG